Molecule: messenger RNA, 2481 nt
Organism: Syngnathus acus (greater pipefish)
Lineage: Eukaryota; Metazoa; Chordata; Actinopteri; Syngnathiformes; Syngnathidae
Gene: foxm1
Product: forkhead box M1
Exons: 9
Coding region: 229-2094 (621 amino acids)
Biological process (GO): G2/M transition of mitotic cell cycle; regulation of DNA-templated transcription
Molecular function (GO): sequence-specific DNA binding; DNA-binding transcription factor activity
Source: RefSeq, a predicted model, not a curated record
CACGUGACGAGAGCCACGACCGGAGCACCCCAGCGCCGAAAUUCAAAAUACGCUUAUUGUUAAAAAUGAAUUUAUUGGCUUCUUGUUGAAAACACCAAAGUGAGUUUGUGAAAUUUUCUUUUAUUACUUUAUUACAACCAAUUCCACAAGAAAAUAUCCACCCAAGAGACGCGACCGUCACUGUAAUGUGAAGCAUAUCUGUGGGACAUUUUGUGCAACUGGUUGACCAUGAGACGGAGCCCAAGGAGACCCCUGAUUCUUAAAAGACGCAAGCUUCCCUUUCAGCACAGCGAGCCUCCCGCGAGCCAGGAUGCAUCAGUGCCUCAAGGGAAUCCGGGGAGCUCAUCCGCUUGUCAGUCAUUCCCAGACGGCGUGCGCAUCCUGGAUCACCCCCACCACCCCGGCACACAGGUGGUGGUCAUUCCCAAGACGGCCGAGCUGCGCAGUGUCAUUGAGGCACUGACAGUUAAAGGCAAGGAGCACGGCGCCCAAGGGCCCAACAAGUUCAUCCUCCUGGGCGAAAGCGGCAGCCUGGACGCGGGCUCGCUGGACAAGACGGACCAGGACUCCGAUUUUGCAGGGAGCGCGCCGGGACAGCAAUUGUCUCAGAGCUCCGUAUUCACUGGAGUUAAACAACGGAAAAAGGAAGAUGACGGCCGUUUCAACAACAGCCUCACCAACAUUGAGUGGUUGGAAAGGUGCGAUGCUCUGCUGUCAGGACCCAGCCAUGACAAGUCCAAUAAGGAGAACCAGACUGCGGUAGCCGUGUUGGAAGAAACAGCGCCCCCUGUGUGUGAAGCAGCAUGUGGCUCAUCACUGAAGAAAUCCGGGGACUGCCCGCAAUGCGAUAGGGCCAUGAAGCCGCCCUUCUCCUACAUGACCAUGAUCCAGUUUGCCAUCAACAGUACUAAGGACGGCCUCAUGACCUUGAAGGAGAUCUACACUUGGCUCGAGCACCACUUUGACUUCUUCAGGGAUGAGAAAAGGCAGGGCUGGAAGAAUUCAGUCCGCCAUAACCUCUCCCUGCAUGAAAUGUUCCUCCGAAAGACGUCGCCUGACAAGAAAGUUUCCUUUUGGACCAUUCGUCCGGAGGCCAAUCGAGGACUCACGCUGGAUCAGGUGUACACGCCCGGAUGUAACCCUGUGGCAGCUUCUUUUGCCCUACCUGCUGCGUCAUCGCCUCGCCAACAGAAAACACCUCCUGUGUCCAAGAAAGCACGUACUGGCUCUGGUUCAAAGCGGAUGAAACCGAUUCUCCCCCAAAUGCCCCCCUUCCCGGUCCCCAUCCAGCUCACCCUCGGCGCUUCCAUUUGUCUGCCUUCUUCCUCCACGCCGGGCCCUCCCGCUCCCCCUCCCGCUCCUGCUCCUGCUCCCGCUCGCCACACCGACGGCAGCCCCUGCAAAGCCAAAAGGCGGAGAAACAUUCCAAAGGUGGCGCUGUUGAGGGAUGCGGCUCAUCGGGCCAAGGCACCGAAAGCAGAGAUGAGGGAGGAAGUGGCGUGCGUGACCCCCCAGCGUGGGAGCCCCAUGACGCUCGCCCGCAGACGGCAAGCCGGCAGCUCCAGACGGAAGCAGCGUCUGGUGCGCAAGCAGCACGAGGAACCGCUGCUGCUCUACACACAAACCUCGGACUUGGACUCCAGUGUGGUUGGCGAGCCGGAGCUCCAGGAGGGGCGGCUUCACUCCUACAAGACCCCCAUCAAAGCGGGCCGGCGCCUGGCGUCCUCUACGCCCAGCAAGCCGCUGGCCGAACUCGCCGGUCAGAGCGCGCUGGACUUCAGCCCCAUCCGCACGCCCGCCGGCUCCGCCCGCACGCCCCUGCGCGACCACGCCGCCUUUAGCGUGAGCCCCACCCCCUUCAAGGACUGGGCCCUCUUCCCGGACACCGGCAUCGCCUGCUCCGGAGAGCCGCUUCUGGCCGGCGGAGGAGGCAGCCCGCCCGCCAACCGCUCACUCAGCGAGGGCCUGGUGCUGGACACCACCACCGACAGCCUGAGUAAGAUCCUGGUGGACUUCAGCUUCAGCCUGGACGACAUGCACGAGCUGGGCUUGUCUGACGUCAGCCUGUCGGAGCUCAUGGCGCAGCUGGCGUAGUCCGCUCGCAUGCGUACCCACCCCACUGGAGUUUUUCUUUGCUUGUUUCUGCGCCUGCCUGACAGCGCUCCAAAUCACUUUUGGGUUUUUUUCCCCCCUUGACCUAAUUGUUCACUGACACUUUUGGUUUGUUCAGCCUUCAGAAAAAUAUCUUUGUUAAUUUGCACGUUAUUUAAUUUUGAGAGUCCUAUGUUACGUGGAGAAAUACUUCCAGCGGUUCGUACAGAUGCUAUUAGCGGUUGAUUAGCAAUAAGCUACUUGACAGAAUAGAAAGAAAAAAAGAAAGCACUACUUGGUAUUCGAGCAGCAAUAAGACUGUUAGUAUUCAAGACUCCUGUUCCCGCGCCGUCGUUAUUGGUCCAAUAAAUAGGUUGCUGUUGCAGCCUC